This is a messenger RNA of Oncorhynchus masou masou (cherry salmon), 2464 nucleotides long. RefSeq names its product brain-specific angiogenesis inhibitor 1-associated protein 2-like. The transcript has 14 exons. Gene Ontology annotation, molecular function: protein binding; cytoskeletal adaptor activity. The coding region runs from base 246 to 1979 and encodes 577 amino acids. NCBI's taxonomy places the organism in Eukaryota, Metazoa, Chordata, Actinopteri, Salmoniformes, Salmonidae. Gene Ontology annotation, cellular component: nucleoplasm; cytosol. The record is from RefSeq and is a predicted model, not a curated record. Gene Ontology annotation, biological process: actin filament bundle assembly; positive regulation of actin filament polymerization; plasma membrane organization.
CUCUUUAAAAUGGCAAGCAGCUAUGAUCAGGCUGCCUGCGUUCUCUGUCAGCGGGUGGUAUAGCCUCCAGACUGUGUGGGCGCAGUUGAAAAGUUUCUUAUAAAAGCGAUGAUUUCGGAGUCUCGUAUUACGCGCGUCCCCCCCCUCUGAAACAAUUGUUUCUUACUACGAUUCCUUCCACCUACUCCGUUUCUCCUUCGUAGUAUUUCUUCGAAAAGCUCCCGUCACUAAAGGAAAUCUGGUCUAUGGUUUUGGCUGAAGAAGGUUCCACGAUGUCUCGGACUGACGAAGUACACCGUAUAACGGAGAAUGUCUAUAAGUCCAUUAUGGAGCAGUUCAACCCGUGCCUGCGGAACUUCGUGGCCAUGGGGAAGAGUUACGAGAAGGCCCUAUCCAGUGUCACAUUUGCUGCAAAGGGCUACUUCGAGGCACUGGUGAGGAUGGGAGAGAUGGCCAGCGAAAGUCAAGGCUCUAAGGAUCUUGGGGAUGUACUGUUUCAGAUGGCUGAGGUCCACAGGCAGAUCCAGAUGCAGCUUGAAGAUAUGCUGAAGUCGUUCCACAAUGAGCUUCUAACCGAGCUGGAGAAGAAGGUGGAGCUGGAUGCACGCUACCUAAAUGCGGCUCUGAAGAAGUACCAGAUGGAGCACAAGAGUAAAGGAGAGAGUCUGGAGAAGUGUCAGGCAGAACUAAAGAAGCUCCGCCGGAAGAGCCAAGGCAGCAAGAACCCCUCCAAGUACGGAGACAAGGAGAUGCAGUAUGUUGAGACCAUUGGCAGCAAGCAGAGUGACCUGGACCAGUACACAGCAGAGGGCUACAAGAGUGCGCUGUCAGAGGAGAGGAGGAGGUACUGUUUCCUGGUGGACAGACAGUGUGCCGUGGCCAAGAACAGCAGCUCCUUCCAUAGCAAGGGUAAGGACUUGCUAGCCCAGAAGAUCCCAGCAUGGCAGCAGGCGUGUGCUGACCCUACCAAGCUGCCUGACCGUGCCAUGCUCCUGGCUCAGCAGAUGACCUCGACAGGGGGUUCCCUGGGGUCCGUCUCCCACACCCACCAUGGUUCUAAGGGCAACCUGCUCAUCUCUGACCCCAUUCCCGGGGCCAAACCCCUGCCUGUACCCCCCGAGCUGGCUGCCCUCAUGGGCCAACAGCGUAUAAUGGGACCAGGAGGAGUGGAUGGAGGGAUGCCCAUGAUGAAUGGAACGACAGGGGCCCACGGAGGAGCAGGAGGGGGAGGAGGGGAGGACUACCAACACUGGAUGGAAGGGAAGAUGGCCCAGGCUCAGGCCCAGGCUCAGGCCCAGGCUCAGGCCCAGGCUCAGGCCCAGGCCUCCUCCCAGGCCCAGCACCUUUCCCAGCCCCACAGACAGGGCAGUGAGGUCUACUCCAACACCCUGCCUGUACGUAAGAACGCCCCAGCCAAGAGCAACACCACCAUGGUUCCAGAAACCCGGACCCUGCCCCGGUCCAGCUCCAUGGCUGUAGGGCUGGAGAAGAACGGACGUACCCGUGUCCAGGCAGUGUUCUCCCAUGCAGCGGGGGACAACAGCACCUUGCUCAGCUUCUCUGAAGGAGAUGUCAUCACCCUGUUGGUCCCGGAGGCCCGCGACGGAUGGCACUAUGGAGAGAACGACAAGAACAACAUGCGUGGCUGGUUCCCUUUCUCCUACACACGUGUCAUCCCCGAGACUGACAGCAACAAACUACGAGUCAACAAUCUCCACCAUGGUAAGAGCAGCAGCACGGGGAACCUGUUGGAGAGAGAGGACAUGGCAGGUGUCCCUCCCCCAGACUACGGCAUGUCAUCUCGCCUGCUGGCACAGAGCAUGCAGAGCGCAGCCAUGGCACACAGCAGUAGACGGCAACAACGGCCAUAUAGCGUGGCAGGGCCGGGCUUCUCACAGCAAGGACUUGAACAGUAUGAGCAACGUUUUCCUAAGAGUUCUGAAGGGGGAACAGUUACGAAAUUGAUUUCGACAGUGUGAGAAGGGACAGACAGACACAGACUCGGCUUGCUGCUGCUGCAAUAAGACUUCACCUCUGCAAUCCCUCAUCAUCCGCCCUCCUCACCAGUCACUCUAACCCUCACCCCUCCCCUCUAUCUAACCCUCACCCCUCCUCUAUCUAACCCUCACCCCUCCUCUAUCUAACCCUCACCCCUCCUCUAUCUAACCCUCACCCCUCCUCUAUCUAACCCUCACCCCUCCUCUAUCUAACCCUCACCCCUCCUCUAUCUAACCCUCACCCCCCCUCUCUCUAACCCACCACAACAUUCCCCUCUCCUCCGGCGCUUGCCAGUCUACCCCCCCCCCCCCCCCAAAUCCACCAAGGGAAAGCCUUGUCUAUCCUCUAUCUUCCGUUCCUUCCUGCCUCUCUCACCUGGUACUUUCACACUACUGGGAAGUUCCCAGGCCAAGCACUGGUGGAACCAGUACCCACCGCUAUUGGACCGACACCAUCCAAAUCAUUG